Molecule: messenger RNA, 264 nt
Organism: Maudiozyma saulgeensis
Lineage: Eukaryota; Fungi; Ascomycota; Saccharomycetes; Saccharomycetales; Saccharomycetaceae
Source: the annotation of a GenBank genome assembly
AUGGUAUUUUACAAGGCCACUUUAGUAAGGUCUCUUAUCGGGAUGCCAAAGGUAACGAGGCAGAUAGUGAAGACACUGGGAUUCGGUAAAAGGGGUUCUGUCAUAUACAGAGAAGUUACACCAGCUAUUACUGGUUCUUUGCUGAAAGUAAAGGAAUUAGUGAAAGUUGAAGUUACUGAACAGGCGUUAAGCAAAAAAAUGCAAAGAGAAUUAAGAAAAUCAAAUCCAGGGUUCACAGUUGAGAAACGAGAACAUGUCUUAUGA